Messenger RNA from Lotus japonicus, 639 nucleotides. RefSeq lists its product as uncharacterized. The transcript has a single exon. The record is from RefSeq and is a predicted model, not a curated record. Bases 1 to 639 code for a protein of 212 amino acids. Lineage: Eukaryota; Viridiplantae; Streptophyta; Magnoliopsida; Fabales; Fabaceae.
AUGGCGUUUCCUUUCCCUCAGGGGUGGGCACGACCCAAAGUGAAGCUCUACGAGGGAGACACCGACCCGCAGGAACACGUGAACUUCUUCGUGGGCGCGAUGCAGUACGCUGGGGCCAGCGACCCUUUAUACUGCCGCUGUUUCCCCAUGAGCCUUGGAAAAGGACCCAUGAACUGGUUCCAGAAUUUACCGAGCAACUCACUGCACGACUGGAACGGAGUUGUGUCAUGCUUUUUAGCCCAGUAUUCCUCGGUGCGCAGCAUACCGAAGACUGCGCAGACUUUGGCCUUGGUUAAGCAGAAGGAGAAGGAGUCUCUGAAGGCAUUUCUCAAUCGUUUCAACAAGGAGGCCGGUGAUAUCACCGGACUCCUCCCCGACACAAGGUUGGUCCUGGCUACCGCAGCCCUUGCGCCAGGACCGUUCCUGACCUCUCUGGACGGCAAGCCCGCCAACACUCUGGAGGAAUUCCUAGCUCGAGUAGAAAAAUUCAUAAACAUGGAAGAUGCCGCGACCCUAAGAGCCGCGAGUCAGACGCUCGCGAUCAAAGGACCGCCGAAGUUGAAGGAAAAUAAGGACCAACCUUCGACCCGAGAGUCCCGACGGAAGGGUCAGGACGAACGGAAGUCGAAGCGAAAGUAG